Molecule: messenger RNA, 897 nt
Organism: Solanum dulcamara
Lineage: Eukaryota; Viridiplantae; Streptophyta; Magnoliopsida; Solanales; Solanaceae
Product: ent-kaurenoic acid oxidase 1-like
Exons: 3
Coding region: 1-897 (298 amino acids)
Biological process (GO): multicellular organism development; sterol metabolic process; brassinosteroid homeostasis
Cellular component (GO): endoplasmic reticulum
Molecular function (GO): heme binding; iron ion binding; ent-kaurenoic acid monooxygenase activity
Source: RefSeq, a predicted model, not a curated record
AUGGAGAGUGAUAAUAUGGGUUGCAUAGUUCUCACAACAUUGAUGGUUGGUGUUUUGGCCAUUUAUGGGUUGCUAAAGAAGGCAAAUCAAUGGUUUUUUAUGAGGAAUUUAGAUUUAAAACAAUGCACUAAUCUCCCUCCUGGUAACCUUGGUUGGCCUUUCAUUGGAAAUAUGAUGCAUUUUGUCAAAUGUUCCAAAUAUGGUGAUCCUAAUUCAUUCAUCUCUUCCUUUGCCAAGAGGUCUAGUAUUUUGCUUCCUAAUUUCAUAUUACCGUAUGGUGAUGAAGGUAUGUACAAAUCACACUUGUUUGGAUAUCCAAGCAUUGUUGUCACAACAGCAGAAACAUGCAAGAAAGUGUUGAUGGAUGAGGAACAUUUCAUGUUGACUUUCCUAAAAUCAGUGACAGAUUUAAUAGCAAAGAAAAUAUAUAUUGGACUUUCAAUUGAACAACUAAAAAUUCUAAGAAAGAUAACAGUUGGUUCAAUUGCUAGUCAUGAGGCAUUGUCACAUUAUGUUGACACUAUAAAGGAUGUUGCUAUUACUACAUUGGAUAAAUUGUCUACCAACAAUACUAAUAGUGAACCAAUUGAGUUGUUGGCUGAGAUGAGGAAAUAUUCAUUACAAGUCAUUAUGUCUAUAAUUUUGGGUGAUGAUGAAAUUGAUCAGAAUUGGUUUGAUAUGUUACAAAAAGAGUUUUCUGUUCUUUGUGAUGUAGUUUUUGUUCUGCCUAUCAAUCUCCCUGGAUUUGCUUUCCACAAGGAAGCAAAGGCUAGGGACAAGUUAUGUGUGAUAUUUGAAAAAGUGGUAAAUGAAAGAAGAUUGAAGAAUGAAAGUGGCAAGUCAAAAAUAGCAAAGAGAAAUAUCUUGGAUCAAUUGUUGGCAAGUGAAGAUGAAUAA